CUAUUUGAGUUGCGAUACAAAUCAUCAGAAAGGUAUUUUUGUAUUCGUGAGAGCCAUGGCCAAAGAGACAAAGGCUCAAAGAACAGUUGGUGUUGGAGUUGAAGCCCUGUGGAGAGUUAUGACCAAGGAUUUAGCUUCUAUUAUGCCAAAAAUAAUGCCUGAUAUAGUGCAAAGUGCCGACGUGAUUGAAGGAGAUGGUGGCCUCGGUUCUGUUCUGCUCUUCAAACUCGGCCGUGAUCCACUAUCCAAAAGACAACAGACGGAGAAGAUUGUGGAACUAGAUGAGUCUCAGUAUCGAUUUGCACUGCAGGUGUUAGAAGGUCCAGCACUAACACUGCGUGAGUUUUCUUCAUUGACAACAACUUUUCAGCUCAGUGCAAUCAGUGAGAAGGAGACCCUGGUUGAUAUGAAGGUGGAAUAUAAUACUGAAAAAGAAGAAACUACUAUGGGAGAGAUAGCAAUGCAACCAGUGCUUUCUUUCGUUCAACUCCUCGAGAAACUUGUAUUAGAAUCAUAGAAUGUGCUUCUACAGAUAUAUUUCGUGUACAAUAAGGGUUGUUCUUGUCCUAUUCAAGAAUGAAUUUACCAUGAUUAAGUUUCUGCGUGUG
Molecule: messenger RNA, 608 nt
Organism: Argentina anserina (silverweed cinquefoil)
Lineage: Eukaryota; Viridiplantae; Streptophyta; Magnoliopsida; Rosales; Rosaceae
Product: phytohormone-binding protein-like
Exons: 2
Coding region: 56-517 (153 amino acids)
Biological process (GO): defense response; abscisic acid-activated signaling pathway
Cellular component (GO): nucleus; cytoplasm
Molecular function (GO): signaling receptor activity; abscisic acid binding; protein phosphatase inhibitor activity
Source: RefSeq, a predicted model, not a curated record